CGUUCAUUGUUCACACAUCUGUUUCUGUUCAGAAGGUUCAGGACUAUGCCAAACUGAAUGGGUGAAACGACCUAAACUGCUGGCUAGAAGUCGGAGCUUUAUAAGAGCACUUGAACGCGUCCUGAGUUCAAUGCUGGUCAGUCACUCCUCGGCUGUAAACAGACAGUGCGCUCAACUCCAGCUGGAUCCGACCAGAACUCAGUCAAACUACCCCAAAAAAAAAACAUGCACUGAGUGAGUAUCGACAGAGAAAAAGGAGGGAGCACGACCACUGUAUCUCCUUCAAAGUCAGACAAGGUCCUCUCCUGUGUCCACAAUGACCGUCCUCGAGGACGGUGACAUGAGCACCUUCGGCCCGGAGCUGCCGGCCAUGUUCGACGGCGUGAAGCUGGCGGCGGUGGCGACUGUCCUCUACGUCAUCGUCCGCUGUCUGAACCUGAAGAGCAGCACAGAGCCUCCAGAGCUGGUCUACCAGGACACGCCGCUCAGCCGCUACCUCUUCAAAUCCUGCACGAUGCUGACCAAAGAAUACAUUCCUCCAUUGUUGUGGGGUAAGAGUGGACAUCUCCAGACGGCCCUGUACGGAAAGAUGGGGCGUGUCAGCACUCCGACGCUCCACGGGGUCCGCAUGUUCCUCCCCAUGCAGGACGGGGCCACAGCGACCUUUGACCUCUUUGAAGCUCUCGGAGAUCACAGCACAGGAGAUGACGUAACCAUGGUAAUCUGCCCUGGGAUCGGUAACCAUAGCGAGAAAAACUACAUCCGUACCUUUGUGGAUCACUCCCAGCGGCAGGGUUACCGCUGCGCUGUCCUCAACCACCUGGGAGCCCUGCCCAACAUGGAGCUCACCUCGCCCCGCAUGUUCACCUAUGGUUGUACCUGGGAGUAUGCCGCCAUGGUGGGCUACAUCAAACGAGCUUUCCCUGAGACGCUGCUGGUGGUCGUGGGCUUCAGUCUGGGGGGAAACAUCGCCUGUAAGUUCUUGGGUGAGAGCCCAUCCAACCAGGACCGGGUGCUCUGCUGUGUCACCGUCUGUCAGGGUUACAGCGCUCUCAAAGUCCAGGAAACAUUCCUUCAGUGGGAUCAGUGCAGGAGACUCUACAACUUUAUGCUGGCGGACAAAAUGAAGAAGCUCAUCCUGUCACACAGGAGCAGUUUUCUCAGCCUGAACUCCAGCAACAUUGGUGACGUGGACCUGAGCAGACUGUACGCAGCCACGUCUCUGAUGCAGAUCGACGACAGCAUCAUGAGGAAAUUUCACGGGCACAGCUCCUUGAAGGAGUACUACGAGAAGGAGAGCUGUGUGCAGUACAUCCAAAAAGUCACUGUGCCUCUCUUCCUGGUAAACUCCUCGGAUGACCCACUCAUUCAUCAGUCUCUACUGGAAAUACCACGCACACUCGCAGAAAAGAUGCCCAACGUGAUGUUCGUCCUGACCCAACACGGAGGUCACCUGGGCUUCUUUGAGGGAGCCAUGCUGAUCCCUCAGCCCCUCACCUGGAUGGACAAGGUCAUAGUUCAGUACACCAACGCCAUCUGCCACUGGGAGAAGAACCGGCCACCCUGUCAGAGAGCAGCGACCGGGACACGAACUGCUGCCUGAAGAGAACUGGGGUAACAAUCAACGGGGAACAAAACGGACAUAGAAGUCCGGAGACUAAACAAUAGACCAAAACAUCCUCCUCUGUAUUUGGUACAUUUCACUACUAGUGGCCUUAAAGUUCAGUAAGGGCUUCUGGGAAAUGUAGGAAGUCUCUACAAUGGAUUAGAAAAGGGCUAAAUUGAAGUGGACGUGCUAAUUUAUGUGUUGAAACUCGUGUGAGAUACCUGAAAAUGUAACAUGACCCCAUGUUGAAUUGGUCCUUCCUCUUGUUCCCAGUUAACCUCCAGUGUAACACGAGUUCACCCUCUGCUGUUUUUUUGGCAGCUGCUGCUUCUUGAACCUGGAAAGCAGGGUGAUAUAAUUAGUAGGGGGAUGGGGUGGGGGUCGUAAGGUCAUCAGAGGAUGAAUGUGACCUUUGACCUGCAUGUAGAAAGAAGAAAAAAGUGUCUUUCUACAUUAAUACUACUGAAAAAUGUUUGAGAUAAUCAAAUAUUCAUAAGUCAGCUUAUAUACAAAUAACAGAACUAGAAUAACUUAGUCGUUAAUGAAAACUGGAAAUUUACCUAAGUGUGAAGGACAAAGACUGAAGCCUAAAACCUUUAACCAUAAUAUACUUUAAAAUACACCUGAAGACCCAUCAGUUAUAUUUUGAAGCAUAUUAUUAUCUAUUUAAAAAGACUUUCAUGAUUCAAUACCAGAUGUUAAGUGCCUUAAUAUAAAUGUAAAUCUAUAACGCAUUUGGCUUCUCCUGAAUCAUUGAGCUACCUCUAAUAAGAAGCAGGAUGACGUGAUUUAUGGUUUACUGUUUACUGUUACUGAUUUCCAGCUGUUGCUCAACAUCUAGGUCUGCCGUGUUCAGUGGAAAUAUUUUUUGAUUAACAUUGAUAUAAUAUGAUCUUGUAUGUUUCCAUUAAGAGAAGUUUGUUGUUUUGUUGCAGGAGGAAUGUGUUAAAAACACCCAGUUCGAUUUAUUUAUAUAUAUCAUUCUAUUUAGAUAGAUUUAUAUAUAUUGAUGCAUAAUUUUGCUCAUUUGACUCCAGAUUUUCUUUUUGCAUUUCCAUUGUGAACAGUGGACCAUUAGCAUUUAUUGUUGCUGCUGACCUUCUCAAAAAGUCCACGUUCAGGACGGAGCUGGGUCAGACUGUGUUUACAACAAAAAGGAGAGAAGAGAGAUAAAGUGGGACACAAACUGUAAGCGUACUAGAUAAGAAAUUCCCAUUGUGGUCUCUCAAUUUACGCACUUACCAAGCAAAUGGACCAAAGCACUCUUCACUUUUCAAUAUAAAGUAUCUCAACUUCGUACUUUUUUUAAUGAUUUUGCAGCAUUUUCAGCAUCUCAAACACAAUGGAAGUCUCACAUUAGACUUGUAUUAACUUUGAACAAGGGCUAAUUGAUACGUUUCAUAAGUUGUUUUUUGUGGGGGGGCUUGUUUUAAGCUGCUUAUUGCUACGUACCGGAGUUUGUCACGUAAAAACAAACAAAAAAAUAAAUAGAGUGAAGAGAGGAGAAAAGACAGAAGGCUCAUGAAAACUUACCUCUGUUUAUGUCUAAUGGUUGGGUAUAUUUUUCUGAAAAAUGUACUGAUAAAGGUCUCAAACGUUGACAAAAUAAGAGGUGGAUUUUAUGUGAAGAAAUCGUUUGUAUUCUGCGGUUAAUUCUGGGCCUGUGGGCUGAAUGUUUGAUACAUGAGUCACAGUUUCCUGUGAGUAACAUCCUGUCUCCUGUAAGUAAAUGCAGGACAUCCCCUCCCACCGAGUUCAUGCAAGUCUUAUUAACCAACAUAUCAUCAAUAAGAUUUAAUGCAACUUUAAUUCUCUUUCCUUUUUAAAGCUGAAUAUAACCUGAAAGCGCCACUGUUGUGUGCGAUAUGUCCUGACUGAAACGGACUGUUUUAUUUGCACUUUACUGUCUUUAGACUUUUUCUUUAUCUGCUUUUGGGUGUAACUUUUGUAAUCUAAUCUUAAUGGGUUUUGUUCUGAUAUGGUGCACAUUCAUGACUAGUUAGUCAUAUUUGAACUCACCCAUGAAUAAAUA
Molecule: messenger RNA, 3638 nt
Organism: Anoplopoma fimbria (sablefish)
Lineage: Eukaryota; Metazoa; Chordata; Actinopteri; Perciformes; Anoplopomatidae
Gene: abhd2b
Product: abhydrolase domain containing 2, acylglycerol lipase b
Exons: 12
Coding region: 317-1603 (428 amino acids)
Biological process (GO): steroid hormone receptor signaling pathway; medium-chain fatty acid biosynthetic process; acylglycerol catabolic process
Cellular component (GO): sperm plasma membrane; sperm flagellum
Molecular function (GO): acetylesterase activity; monoacylglycerol lipase activity
Source: RefSeq, a predicted model, not a curated record